UCCAUAUGGUUUUUUUUUACAUUUAUUUUUUCUGAAGACAUUUGUUUGUAAUAUUUGGCUGGGAUAUGCAACUCUGUGACUCUACAGAUAGUAUAAUCUUCGCAAGACAAGCUUGCAAAUUUUAGAUUUAAUCCCAACACGCCUUCUGUUGCACUUUGAGGUUGGGCUACACUUGCGUCUUCCAUUGACAUUAACGCAGACGUUAAUAUGUCUAAAUUAGUGUUUUAUCAGCCAAAACAGCGGUGUAUAACGUACAUGUAAAUAGUUAGACACGAAAGAUUUUUGAGUUAAUUUCUCGAUAUUCUGCUUCUCUAGCCUGGCGCUGACUCGAUGAUUCUGAGCGUGAUUUGUUUGGUCUGGGUAAAACGCGGCUUGUUUGACAAUCUGGGAAGUGGCUCAACAUGAACCAGUUUCACUUAUUUACUUCGAAAUCCAAGACCAAACUGUACCAAUUUCAGAGACUUUUUUGACUUUUACAAGAAUAAUGGCGUCUGUAAUGGAAGAUCCCACGCUUGAAAGACAUUUUAAAGGUCACAAAGAUGUUGUGUCCUGUGCCGACUUCAGCCCCAAUAAUAAACAGCUUGCUACUGGAUCCUGUGACAAGAACCUUAUGAUCUGGAACCUCACUCCUAAAGCCAGAGCAUUCAGGUUUGUGGGUCACACAGAUAUCAUAACAGGUGUCCAUUUUUCUCCAAGUGGUUCCUUGGUGGCAUCUUCAUCCAGAGAUCAAACAGUUCGACUGUGGACGCCCAGCAUAAAGGGCGAGUCGACUGUGUUCAAAGCUCACACAGCGAGCGUUCGAAGCGUUCAGUUCUCCAGCGAUGGCCAAAGGCUGGUCACGGCUUCAGAUGACAAGUCUGUGAAAGUGUGGGGUGUCGAAAGGAAGAAAUUCCUCUAUUCUCUCAACCGGCACACCAACUGGGUGCGCUGUGCGAGGUUUUCUCCAGAUGGUCGUCUUGUUGCUUCCUGUGGUGAUGACAGGACGGUUCGCCUCUGGGAUACAUCCUCGCGUCAGUGCAUCAACAUUUUCACAGACUACGAAGGGUCAGCAACAUUUGUGGACUUCAAUUCUAGUGGCACGUGCAUUGCAUCAUCAGGAGCGGACAACACAUUGAAAAUCUGGGAUAUUCGUACAAACAAAUUAAUACAACAUUACAGAGUUCAUAGUGCAGGGGUCAACUGCUUUUCCUUUCAUCCAUCCGGAAACUAUCUGAUCAGCGGUUCAAGUGACAGUACAAUGAAGAUCUUAGACUUGCUGGAGGGGAGGCUCAUUUACACCCUUCACGGCCACAAGGGUCCAGUGCUGGCUGUGGCGUUCUCUCGAGACGGAGGUCUGUUUGCUUCAGGAGGUGCUGAUUCUCAGGUUCUGAUGUGGAAGACCAACUUCGAUUCACUGAAUUACAGAGAUCUGUUGAGCAGGCACAGCAAACGAGUCACUCCGGAUCCACCUCCACACCUGACGGACAUUUACCCUCGAUCACCUCACCGACACAAUGCUCAGAAUGGCACAGUAGAGGAUGUAAGAAGCCAUGACAGAGCAACAAGUGGCAGAGAACAGCCCAUCUCAGGUCCAUUUCGAACUCGUAUGCGACACAGAGAAGAGGAGGAUGAAGACCAAGAAGAAAGGUUUGCUGGCAGCAUGACAGCAUCUAGAGAGGAGCGUUCGGGUAUCCCAUCGAGCAUUACUAGCACUCUGGAGAACAUUGUGCAGCAGUUGGACAUCCUGACCCAGACGGUUGCCGUCCUCGAGGAGCGACUUACUCUGACUGAAGACAAAUUGAGGACAUGCUUGGACAACCAGGUCCUGCUUCUGCAACAGAGGCAGCAAGUGGAUGGGUCAGACGAGGAAGCCGAGGGUCCGUCUGUGUGAUGGAUACCCAACCACGGUGGUCCUCACUUCAGUGGUAACUUCCUCUGGCCUGCAGUAGAGGACAUGCCAAAUCCCUCUUUUUUUAUUCUUUAAGCUUAAAGACUUCCAGCUGUGUCAUUCCGAGUAAGAACAUUGGACUUAACAAUGCAAAAAAAAAAAAAAAGGACACAAGAUGAAAAGACACAAAGCAGGGUAAGGGAGGGGCUUGAGGGGAUUUGAGGGGUCAUACAGCAUUCUCACCCAAAAGUCAUGUUAAGAGGACAGCUGCAGCUAAGACAACAUCCCGGUCAUGUUUUGACAGCUGCAAGCAAGACAUCAGGAAAGAGACUGAUAGAACAGACAAACAUGCACAGAUUUUUACAGUAUCAGGAUUGGGUUGUGUCUGCUGCAUCACAUGUAUUAUGUAAAUAUAGACCAUUAUGAAUGAAUUACAGUCUCUGGUGUGAUUAAGUCCCAGGCAGCAUGAAUGGUUUGUGCAUGUAAGGCCAUGUAAGUGUCCUCAGAGACACUUGCAGCCUUGUUUACUCUUUCUCAAUCAGCCGCAGCCUUGUGGUUUUCCUCUGGGUGGAGGUCAGACGGAAGCAGGGAGCCAAUCGACAGAAGGCCCAGCGGUUCUUGUUUGCUUUUUUGCAUACCGCAUCUUUCUUUGUUUGGCAGCUCUGCUAAACUCUUCCUGACAGGCUUACAUAAAAACAAUGCAUCCAAAUGGUGGUGAAAACAAAUAAUUUAGACCAGUUUCCCAAAGGAAUAAAAAGACGUGGCUGGCAUGCUUUAUGAACUAUAUGUGCUAGAGUCAUUGAGUUUUAGGGUCUACCAUUACAGUGGACAGAUGAUUAAAAGCCAAUUUUAGCCAUUCAGAUUGUGAUGUUACAAACCACUCUGCUUGAUUGGAUAUAUGCUUUUUCAUUUUCAUUAAAAGGUUCAAAUUAUACAUAAAGAAUUUGUCAUAAACAAAAAAAUGCAAUAUGUGACUGUUGUUGUUGCUACAAAUUACAGCCGAACUUCUCUAACCACUUCCUCUGUGUCUCGUACAGACUGCAGGUGUGCUUGUGACCUCUCUGUGCAUAACACAAGCCCUUUGUCUCUGGUGGGGCGCCAAAAAAGGGCUAGAGCAACCAACUCAUGAACAAAGAGAAGAUAAUCGAAACGAAUGCAUGUGUGCCUGUGUAAAAGCAGUUGUGUUAGGCUGCCUGCUUGUGCAUGUGCCGUGUUUAUGGAUUUGUGCACAUGCAGGUUCUUGCAAGACCCACAUAUGGUAAAGUGGUUGCUUGCUUAUGAGGCAAGGGAAGGUAAACAUUAUCUUUAGCUCCCCAACAGACAUCAGAGGACUAGGACUUCUUCCUGUUAGCCAGGCCUGGUUGGCAUUGAAUCAGAGUACUUUGAGAAAAUUCCCUCUGACCUUUUGUUCAAGAAAAAAGAAAAGAAAAAAAGAAUAAAGAUGGAGUAAUGGAAAAGAGCUUUCUCAUAUUGUUUCUGCAAUGACACCUGCAAAGGAAAAAAAAAACACCUUGCUCCAUUUUUUUUAAUUUAGGGGAACGUCUGUUGAGAGGUUUUCCCUUUCAACAAAUAUAGAUAGGGGCGGAAAGUUUAAAGAUAGGUAUACACCUGUUGUGGGUCGGAGACCUUACUGAAGUGAAAGUUUCCAAACUGGUGAGAGAAACCCUGGUUGGAGCAACCCAGCGUUAAAGAAGACGCUUGGAAAGCUGCUUGGCCAAUCAAAUUUGGUGGCCAGAAUUAUCCACUGUUUCAAAUCAUUUUGGUCAAUAUGGCUGAAUUUGAUUCACUUAUUUUUACAUUAGUUAUAAUUCCCUCAUGCACUUAUCGUGAAAUCUGUUGCUCGAGUCAGGACCUUUAAAACACUCGUUCUUAUUCACAUCUGUGUUUUAAAGCACCCUCACACCUGUUUCUUUUUUCUUUCUUUUUUUUUUUUCUUGCUUCCAAAGACAGA
This is a messenger RNA of Carassius auratus (goldfish), 3818 nucleotides long. Its product is annotated as POC1 centriolar protein homolog B. The transcript is spliced from 11 exons. Gene Ontology annotation, molecular function: protein binding. Lineage: Eukaryota; Metazoa; Chordata; Actinopteri; Cypriniformes; Cyprinidae. The coding region runs from base 485 to 1870 and encodes 461 amino acids. The record is from RefSeq and is a predicted model, not a curated record. Gene Ontology annotation, biological process: cilium assembly. Gene Ontology annotation, cellular component: ciliary basal body; centriole.